This is a messenger RNA of Trichophyton benhamiae CBS 112371, 2169 nucleotides long. RefSeq lists its product as uncharacterized. Gene Ontology annotation, cellular component: fungal-type vacuole membrane. The record is from RefSeq and is a predicted model, not a curated record. Lineage: Eukaryota; Fungi; Ascomycota; Eurotiomycetes; Onygenales; Arthrodermataceae. The transcript is spliced from 2 exons. Bases 1 to 2169 code for a protein of 722 amino acids. Gene Ontology annotation, molecular function: oligopeptide transmembrane transporter activity.
AUGGAGGCCGGUGGCAGUAGCACUCGCGGGGGCGAGGAUACACUGGAAACGCUGGAAACACAAGUCGAAGAAGACGAUGUCCCGCCCACGACGUAUGCGCAGAGCUUCACGCCGCGGUCGUUGUUCGUUGGUCUCGCCAUUGGGGCGCUGAUAACCUUCUCAAACACCUACUUUGGGCUGCAGACAGGAUGGAUCAGUGUCAUGACGAUGCCCUCAUCCCUGAUCGGGUUUGCCGUCUUCAGGUCCCUCUCCCGCCAUCUUUCGUUCCCGUUUACGCCGGUCGAGAAUGUUCUGAUACAGACGGUGGCCGGCGCCGUAGGGACGAUGCCACUGGGCUGCGGCUUCGUGGGUGUCAUUCCGGCUCUGGAGUAUCUCCUCCGGCCAGGACCUGACGGCCCUAUGGACGGGAGUGAUGGCGGUGACGGCGAAGGUGGGCCCUUGAAGCUGGCAUCAUGGAAGCUGAUUGUCUGGAGCUUGGGCGUUUGUCUGUUCGGCGUUAUCUUCGCUGUGCCUCUAAGAAAGGAGGUUAUAGUCCGGGAAAAGCUCAAGUUCCCCAGUGGUACGGCAACGGCUCUGAUGAUAAAUGUGCUACAUGGCGCAACCAAGCCGGUUGAUAAGGGCAAAGGUGCUACAAGGAGGCUGAACCAUUCCGCUGGCAGUCCUGCAGAGACUGAGCGGCUAUUGACAUCCAACGACAUUGCAGGUGUCACCCUGGAGCAUCUUGAAGCAGACAGAAGAAGAAAACAUGAAUGGAAGGCUAAAAUUAGGAUGCUGCUUCUUGCAUUCGGCGUAUCUGCAAUCUAUGGCAUCAUUAUGGGACCUUCCACAUCUCUCCAUAUGCUGCUCGGUGCCGUAAUCGGAUGGGCUAUACUCUCCCCUCUAGCAAAGCAUAAUGGCUGGGCGCCAGGCCCAGUAAAUAACUGGGAGACCGGAAGCAAGGGUUGGAUAGUUUGGGUCUCCCUGGCAAUCAUGCUUGCUGAUUCAAUCAUCAAUUUGGCCUGGUUGGCAAUCCGACCACUCGUCAAUCAAGGCCCUGGAUUUGUCGUGCGUCUUCAGUAUGAGAUCAGACGAAAACGGUUCUGGACAGGUCUGUUUAGCGGAAGCACUUCGUCCAGCCAUGGCUACACCGCCAUACAUGCGCGGGAAGGCCGUGACCUAAAGGGGGAAGACUAUGACGCUCCCCCAUCCGAGCUUAUAUCUAACCGUACAGUCGCGAUACUGCUUCCCCUUGCGCUAAUUCUAAACGUCGUAUGCAUGCGCAUAGCGUUUGGUGACAUAAUCUCUCCUUUUCUUUCAAUUGCGGCCACACUCCUCGCUCUUCUUCUCUCCAUAAUGGGCGUCCGCGCCUUGGGAGAAACUGACCUCAACCCUGUAUCUGGCAUCAGCAAACUCACUCAGCUUAUUUUUGCUGCAGCCACUCCCGCAAGCCACCAUACACGCCGCAGUGCGAUAGUUGCUAAUCUCCUUGCAGGUGCCGUGUCUGAGUCUGGAGCUUUGCAGGCAGGCGACAUGGUGCAGGAUCUGAAGACAGGCCAUCUCCUCGGCGCUAGCCCCAAGGCACAGUUCUAUGGCCAGGCCAUUGGGAGUGUCGUUGGUGCUAUCAUCUCAGUUGGCGUGUAUAAGCUCUACGUCAACGUCUACCCAGUUCCUGGACCUAUGUUCGAGGUCCCAACUGGAUAUGUCUGGAUAUUUACUGCGCGACUUGUGACCGGCCAAGGUCUCCCAGAAAUGGCAUGGCCAGCUGCCGGUAUUGCCUGCGUAAUAUUCACCAUUACCACCAUCCUGAGAAUUGUCGGAACAGUCUCCGGCCCCGCCGGUAGUAAAGGACCGGUAUUUGCCCCUUGGCGUGCUUGGGUGCCCGGUGGCAUUGCCGUUGCCGUUGGGAUGUACAAUGUUCCUUCGUUCACCUUAGCCAGGGCAAUCGGAGGUAUAAUUGCUCUUAUUUGGCAAUAUCGUUCCAAAGUUAUACGAGAUCGCCUUGCUCUAUCCAAAGCACAAAGCGCCAGUUCACCAGGUGAUGAAGAACAGGAGGCGUCCAAGACGCUAGAUAACGAUGAAGAUUCAACUUCAUCAACGAUAGUUAUUCUAGCAUCGGGUCUUAUUCUUGGUGAAGGUAUCGUCAGCAUCCUGAACCUGAUACUAGCGAGCGCAAAGGUUCCGCACCUCUAA